CAGAAAGAUGGCGGCCGCUCCGGAAGACUGUGGUGUUGGGGCCGAAGCGGACCGGGAAUUGGAGGAGCUUCUGGAAAGUGCUCUUGAUGAUUUCGAUAAAGCCAAACCCUCCCCAGCACCCCCUCCUACCACCACGGCCCCCGAUGCUUCAGGGCCCCAGAAGAGAUCGCCAGGAGACACUGCCAAAGAUGCCCUCUUCGCCUCCCAAGAGAAGUUUUUCCAGGAACUAUUCGACAGCGAGCUGGCUUCUCAAGCCACUGCAGAGUUCGAGAAGGCAAUGAAGGAGUUGGCUGAGGAAGAGCCCCACCUGGUGGAGCAGUUCCAAAAGCUCUCAGAGGCUGCUGGAAGAGUGGGCAGUGAUGCAACUUCCCAACAAGAAUUUACUUCUUGUCUAAAGGAGACAUUAAGUGGCCUAGCCAAAAAUGCCACUGAUCUUCAGAACUCGGGCAUGUCGGAAGAGGAGCUGACCAAGGCCAUGGAGGGUCUGGGCAUGGAUGAAGGGGAUGGGGAAGGGAACAUCCUCCCCAUCAUGCAGAGUAUUAUGCAAAACCUACUAUCCAAGGAUGUGUUGUACCCAUCACUGAAGGAGAUCACAGAAAAGUAUCCAGAGUGGUUGCAGAGUCACCAGGAAUCUCUGCCUCCUGAGCAGUUUGAAAAAUAUCAGGAACAGCACAGUGUCAUGGGAAAAAUAUGUGAACAAUUUGAGGCAGAGACACCUACAGACAGUGAGGCCACUCAAAAGGCCCGUUUUGAGACGGUGCUAGAUCUUAUGCAGCAGCUACAGGAUUUGGGUCAUCCUCCAAAAGAACUGGCUGGGGAGAUGCCUCCUGGCCUCAACUUUGACUUGGAUGCCCUCAAUCUCUCAGGCCCACCAGGUGCCAGUGGUGAACAGUGUCUGAUCAUGUGAGACAAACAUGUUUUCCUCCCUGAGUCCCAGCCAUGGGAAACAUCUGGAGUCAACAGAACCAUUGGGAACCGAGAGAGACAGGAGUGUCAUCUGCAGGAGCGGUUUGCCCACAGCCCUCCAUAGUCCCAUUCAAGAUUGUGCCAUACUGGCUGAGGCUUUUCCUCUGACUUUCUAGGAGUAGGAUCUGUUUCACAGGCCAUUUCUGUGAGCCCUGCUCGUGGUUUCUGCUGCUAGUAAAGACCCAUCUACAAGCCAGGUGAAGGAAGGUACCCCUUUGGGGGAAGCACCUUCUUCCCUCUCCCAAAAUAACGUUAUACAUGUCCACAUUGAUGUUCACUUUUACUUCCAGGGUCUUCGUGCCUUGUCUCUACUCCUUCUCUUGGAUCUGGGGAGUAGGGGCAGAGUCCUGGGACUCUAUUUCUACACUUCUCUUGGACAGGGACUUUGGGAAUGGGGAGAAACUUAGCCUCAGCCAGAACUGUAGAUCUGUCCCUUGCUCUCUUACCUUUAGACAGACCAUUCUGAAUUCUCUGAAGGGAAAGGGCCUUAGUAUCUAUUACAGUAGGGUUGGAAGAGAAACCUUUUCCUCCCUCUAGGUGCUGAGUCCUCAACUUCCUGUUCCAGCCUGAGAACUUCAGUUGCUAUCCUGGUUCUUUCUACAAUGCUGUAUGAUCCGGAUAAACCCAGCCCCUGACUUGACUUUGCCUCCUGCCUGUCCUCUUAUCUCCUUUUUAAAAUACCCUUCAUUCCAACCCUUYUUAGCCCACACUAAGAAAAAGAAGGGCCCUUCCCAUUCCCCCUCAUUUGGUUCAUCCACCAUUUUGACUGAUUCCUUCCCUCUCUGGCAAACACAUAGUAGUAAUGUCAGGUGUGGYAAAUGAAUGGCUAUUCUACCCAGAUAUAUUCUGGCUUAUUUGAAUCAUCUGAUUCCUUUAGAAUCCUUGGUUCACGAAGGUGCUUAGGAAAGAAGAAGGGGUGCAGCCUAGGUCCUUUUCCUGCAACCUCGUGGGGCAGUGUCUAAUAAAUAUUCUGAGUGAGGAGUGU
Molecule: messenger RNA, 1951 nt
Organism: Urocitellus parryii (Arctic ground squirrel)
Lineage: Eukaryota; Metazoa; Chordata; Mammalia; Rodentia; Sciuridae
Source: RefSeq, a predicted model, not a curated record